This is a messenger RNA of Gracilinanus agilis (Agile Gracile Mouse Opossum), 945 nucleotides long. RefSeq names its product vitamin K epoxide reductase complex subunit 1 (gene VKORC1). The transcript has 3 exons. The record is from RefSeq and is a predicted model, not a curated record. NCBI's taxonomy places the organism in Eukaryota, Metazoa, Chordata, Mammalia, Didelphimorphia, Didelphidae. Gene Ontology annotation, biological process: vitamin K metabolic process; peptidyl-glutamic acid carboxylation. Gene Ontology annotation, molecular function: vitamin-K-epoxide reductase (warfarin-sensitive) activity. Bases 76 to 585 code for a protein of 169 amino acids.
GCGUCUCCGUCGCUGCCCCCGUGGCAGUUUGUCUAGUUUCAGGCGUCCGGGCUUCUGCUCCCUCAGGGAAUCACCAUGGUGUCUCACGCCGGUUGGGGGAGCCCCGGGAAGGCGCGGCUCGCGCUCUGUCUGGCGGGGCUCGCUCUCUCUGCUUACGCCCUGCAUGUGAAGGCGGAGCGCGCCCGGAGCCGGGAAUAUCGCGCCUAUUGCGACUUGGGCGAGUCCGUCAGCUGCUCCCGCGUGUUUUCCUCCCCAUGGAGUAAGGGCUUUGGGCUGGUGGAACCCUUCCUGGGUCCUGACAGCAUCCUGAACCAGUCCAACAGCAUCUUCGGCCUUAUCUUCUAUAGCCAGCAGCUUCUUCUGGGCUGCUACAGUGCUCGGUGGGCUUCUUCAGUCUUGAUGUUCAGCUCCGUGCUUUCUCUUUUGGGCUCAAUUUACCUAGCCUGGAUCCUGCUUUUUGUGCUCUAUGACUUCUGCCUGGUUUGUGUCUCUACCUAUGCCAUCAAUUUGGGCCUAGCCAUACUCAAUUACCAGAGGGCAAUGGGGCCCUUGAGAUUACAGGACCGCAAUAAAAAGAGACACUGACCUCCCAGACUCUAGUGGGGAUUUCCAAGCCCUGAUCAACCUCUGGUCCAACCCAGGAGUCUAAUCCCUCAGCUGCUGGAGUUUGGAUGAAGACUGAAGGAUGGUGGAAGGAUCCAUGCUCACAACUGAGUGUGUGUUUGACUGUGCCCCACCACCAGGGGACAGCUGCUUCCAGGAUGUGUAGGCAGGACCCUAUUGCUCAGUACCAGUUGUCUCUGGAAUCACCUGCCGAUUUCACCAUUUUCCCCUAGACUACCACUUUUGGGGGAAGUUGGGAUAAGAAUUGCUUAUCUCUUAAAAGUGGGGACAGCCUAAUCCAUGGUAUGUAUUCAAUAAAUAAAAUUAGAAAGGCACACUGUA